Rosa chinensis is the source of this 771-nucleotide messenger RNA. RefSeq lists its product as uncharacterized. Lineage: Eukaryota; Viridiplantae; Streptophyta; Magnoliopsida; Rosales; Rosaceae. The transcript has 8 exons. The record is from RefSeq and is a predicted model, not a curated record. Bases 1 to 771 code for a protein of 256 amino acids.
AUGUUGAAACUAAGAGAACAAGAAGCUUUAGAGAACAAGAAGCUUUGGAGGAUAAAUUCUCACUUGUAUUUUAUAUCUUGCCCAGAGGGAGGAAUCUCAGAGGGGAAGCCUAGUAAGAUAUCGGUUUCAGUCAUUUCUUCAAUCUCUGAGGUCUCAUCCUCUGACUGGGAUGCGUGCAGUUUGGAUGCUACCGGCGCUGAUAAAUAUAACCCAUUUCUUACUCAUGCUUUUCUUUCAAGCUUGGAACAGUCGGGUUCUGCAGUCAAGGAAACAGGAUGGAAUCCAAGCCUUAUCGUUGCCAAGGAUGCAAAUGAAAAUACUUUAGGUGUUGUUCCACUUUAUCUUAAAAGUCAUUCUUAUGGUGAAUUUGUUUUUGAUCAUUCCUGGGCUGAUGCAUACUAUAGUUUUGGGUCAAGAUAUUAUCCAAAGUUACAAUGUUGUGUCCCUUUUACUCCAGUAACUGGCCCAAGGAUUUUAGUACGGAAUACCUUGUUCAAAGAUCAAGUUUUUGACAUCAUAGUUUCUGCUCUUAAGGAUCUGACGGCCAAGUACCAGAUUUCAUCACUGCACAUUAGUGACAUUACCUUCCCAUCUGAAAAGGAGUGGGACAAACUGAAUGAAAAGGGGUUUCUACAAAGAAUUGGAAUGCAGUACCAUUGGAAAAAUCGUAAUUAUAAAAAUUUUGAUGAGUUCUUGAUGGACAUGAAGCAAAGUAAAAGGAAAAAUAUUCGUCAAGAGCGGAAGAAGGUUGGUCCUUUUAUCAUGAUCUAA